Messenger RNA from Eurytemora carolleeae, 2154 nucleotides. RefSeq names its product secretory carrier-associated membrane protein 1 (gene Scamp). Gene Ontology annotation, cellular component: recycling endosome membrane; trans-Golgi network membrane. The transcript has 12 exons. NCBI's taxonomy places the organism in Eukaryota, Metazoa, Arthropoda, Copepoda, Calanoida, Temoridae. Gene Ontology annotation, biological process: protein transport. Bases 82 to 1104 code for a protein of 340 amino acids. The record is from RefSeq and is a predicted model, not a curated record.
CCAUUAAUUUAUGGUUUAAUUGUAGAAUACGUUUUCAGAAGUUUAAGAAAAAUAUAAAAUUAUAUUUCACUGAUUUAGAGAAUGUCUGCUUUCGACGAUAAUCCGUUUGCGGAUCCAUCUGUUCAAGCUGCAACAGCUAACAAUGGACAACCGACAGCUACACUCGACAACUAUGAUCCGUUUGGGAAACAGCAGACAACUACCACAGCCGGGACAGGCUCUGUCGGGCCCGCUGUUAUGUCUCCAACAACUGAACCUGCUCCUCCUGCCUACAGUCAAACAGCACAGCAGACUGCCACUACUGCAGAUUUCCAGGAACUAAAGAGGAGACAGGAAGAAUUGGAAAGGAAAGCCGCCGAGCUGGCAAGAAGAGAAGAAGAAUUAAAGAAUUCAUCCUACAACGCAAGGAAAACUCAGAUUAAAUAUCAGUUAUAUUUUUGCACGCAACCAUUUUUUUCGGAUAUAAAUGUGGAUAUCCCUGUAGAAUUCCAAGAAAUGGUGAAGCGUCUCUACUAUCUCUGGCUUUUCCACGCCCUACUGAUGCUGUACAACCUGGUGGCUGGUACCUGCCUACUAUUCAGUGGAAACGACGCAACUGGGUCAACCUUCGGUUUAUCCCUGGUCUACGCAAUCUUCUUCAUCCCACUCUCAUACCUCUGCUGGUUCAGACCAGCCUACAAGGCAUUUCGUUCUGAUUCCUCGUUCAACUUCAUGGUCUUCUUCUUCAUAUUCUUCUGUCAGUUCUGUUUCUCCCUCAUCAUGGCUCUGGGGAUCAAAGGCUCAGGAGGAAGUGGACUCAUCACCUGUAUUGUGACCUUCCAAAACAAAGACGCUACCGGCGGAGACUACUUCGUCGGUGUUGUUGUGCUGUUUGCCGCGCUAGGAUUCUGUGCUGUCGCUCUUGCGGAUUUCUUCAUGUUGACCAAGAUCCACGGGUUGUACAGAGCUACCGGGGCCAGCUUCAUCAAGGCUCAGGCUGAGUUCACCAGCACUGUCAUGAACAACGAGGGAGUUAGGAAUGCCGCCGCUCAGGCCGCUGCCGCCGGGGUCAGGAAUACAUUCUCAGGACAAGGACAGCAACAGCAGCCUGGGUCCAGAUACUAAACAAUUGUGGAAACAUGAGAGCAGCAAAGUUCAUGAAUCAGAAGGAAAAGCUGCUCUAGUCAAAAUAUGAGACAAACAGCAGCGUCGGUGUCGUUAAAUGUCGUUAUUGUGUUACUAACGGUCAUAUGACUGUUUAUAUCAUAAAACUUGAAUUUCAUUUGGAAAAACUGAUUUGGAAGUGUUGGCUGCUGAUAAUUUUUUUCAAACAAGUGGAAAUGAAAAUAAGAUCAGCCUUUCAUUAUCAAGAAACAGCAGAACUGGCAAUAGUUGGAGCUGAUUCAUAGACAAAAAUUGGAUUUGUUUGACCGCAGUUGUUGUUGAAAUCUCCCACCUGAUUUAGGAUAAUUAAUUCUAAUUGUUCAUGAUAAAAUUGGUUUUCUGGCUGAAAAUUGUCAUCUUCCAGAAUCCGAUAAUAAUUAUCAAUCCAUCAAUAGUUUAGAACAAGCGAAAUAAGUUCAUUUAUCCUAAAAAUUUUAUUUUGCUUUUACUGAAAAUAUGAUGCGGACAGAAUAUAAGUUUUUUUAUUUCUUCGGGAUUUUCUACUUUCUGAAUUCUAAAUCUUUUAUUAUCUAUUGCACAAGGGUCCAUAUCAGGUUUAUCAGAAUUGGGAAUUUGCAUUUUCAAAUAUAAUUUUUAAAUUUAUAAAUGUUACAUGUUUUAUAGAUAUUCUUUCUAUGUAGCGUUGUCUACAAGUCAUUGUACAAUUUAUAGUGUACACGGUAUACCUUAUAACAUUGCAGAUUGUACAAUGUACAUCUGUACAACGAAUAGGAUUAUAUAGAUGUAUACAAAUAUCCCCUCUCGCUUUCUUACACUUUUAAAUAGAUAUUUUUAAUACAUAAAAUACAAUUUUUAAUUCUUCAACCACGCUGUGUACGAAUGCGACUGUUAUCAGUUUAAUUGAUUGUCGUCUUUAGUUUGUGAUUAAUUUUUUCCUCCCCCCGUAUUGCUUUAAUUCUUAAAUUGAUCCUAAGUAUAAUAACCCUGUGAUUUUACUUGUAUUAUAAUCUUUAUUUAUUCUGUAAUUAAAUACUAAAUAAUGAAUUAUUA